AUGACCCCCGACUCACUUGAGUCCUGUAGUUCAAAGGAAGCUGGCGGCGUCGAGAGCGUCCGCCCUGAUGAUACGAACCGGACCAUCUCGCCUCUGAGGAUGAGCCGAAAGCUCGCCCCCGAAGCCAAUCGGAUUCUCUUCGUCAAGAACCUCAACUACAACGUAACAGCAGAGCAACUGUUUGACUUGUUCGGGAAAUUUGGUCCUAUCCGCCAAAUUCGCCAGGGCAUUGCCAACAACUCCAAGGGAACUGCAUUUGUCGUCUACGAGGACGUCAACGACGCCAAACAGGCAUGCGAUAAGUUGAACGGUUUCAACUUCCAGAACAGAUACUUGGUCGUUUUGUUCCACCAGCCAGAGAAGAUGGUUCGCACGAAAGAGGAUAUCUCGGAAAGACAGGAGAACUUAGAACGGCUGAAACGGCAACACGGGAUAGAAUGA
This is a messenger RNA of Penicillium bovifimosum, 441 nucleotides long. Its product is annotated as putative pre-mRNA branch site protein p14. The transcript is spliced from 6 exons. The coding region runs from base 1 to 441 and encodes 146 amino acids. Gene Ontology annotation, cellular component: cytoplasm; nucleus. Lineage: Eukaryota; Fungi; Ascomycota; Eurotiomycetes; Eurotiales; Aspergillaceae. The record is from RefSeq and is a predicted model, not a curated record. Gene Ontology annotation, molecular function: mRNA binding.